Molecule: messenger RNA, 1447 nt
Organism: Apis florea (little honeybee)
Lineage: Eukaryota; Metazoa; Arthropoda; Insecta; Hymenoptera; Apidae
Gene: oaf
Product: BRICHOS-like domain-containing protein out at first
Source: RefSeq, a predicted model, not a curated record
UAUGCCCCUCUAUCUAGUUUCUACUCAAUGACAAUGUAGUUGUGACUAUAUGCUUUAUAAAAUGUAUGAAGUAGGAGAUUGUUACAAUUAGGUUAUAUUUAAAGUACCUAUCUUUCAAAUAAAUGAUGAUACAUUAUAAUUAAUUGCAGUAGUAGUUAUUUAAUAUUGUGACAGAUGUAAUUAUAAUAUGCGACAAUGAAAAAACUCAACGAAUUAUUCACGAUUUGUUUCUUGUUGCAUUAUUUCUACAGCGUUUGUAUAACUCAUUUGCUCAUAAAUGUAAAAAAUCAGGGUGGUGAUAUUUUGUUAGAAACAAUUUCUUCUAAUGUUACUGAAGAUGUUAUUACCCUAGAAUUUCAAUGUUCAGAUGGUACAUUGGUAACACAACUUAUUGAUUUCAAAAAUGAAGUGCAAAUAAUAAAAGCCUUAGUUUUGGGUGAAGAAGAACGAGGUCAAAAUCAGUAUCAAGUUUUGUGCUUUGUUAAUCAUUUUUUUAAAGUGGAUUUUAUAUCUUCUGAUGCAAUGUCUAAACUAAGGCAAAAAAAUCCAGGCACUGUACGUGUUGCAGAGGAAGAUAAGGGUCAUGUAAAUUAUACUAUGGAUUUAUUCUUAGAUGUAUCUGAAUCUAAAGAUAUCUCUAAGCAUAUUGCAACUCUUUGUGGAGAAGCAGCUGGAUCUGCUUAUACUAGAAAUGAAGAUAUAAAACAGUGGAUUCAAAGACCUGGCUCAUCUGAACUUUCAUUGAUGGCAGCUGUGUAUAACUUCAGCACAAAUUCUUUGACACAACAAGGUACAAAUGAUUCAAUCUUAUUUGUAACAAGAUGUGCAGAUACAUCAAAUAUGUGGGCACCUUGUACAUGUUCAUUAGAGUUAUGUAUUGGAUGGUAUCCAUGUGGUUUAAAAUUUUGCAAAGGCAAAAGUGAUGGUAAAAAAGCAGCUACUCCAUAUAAAUGUGGCAUUAAAACGUGUAAAAAGUGUUUUAUAUUCUCAUAUUAUUCUAAGAUGAAGCAGAAUUGUUUAUGGGAUGAAUGACAUAUAAGAACACUGUAGAUAUAUAGAUCUGCUCUGUUUAUUGAUGAAGUUUCUGAUGUCAUGCCAUCAUAUUAGUCCUCCAUUUGUAGUAAAUAUUAAUAUGAGAUGAACAAAAACAAUUUAAAUAGACAAGUAUUAAUAUUAUAUUUGCAGAACUUGUCAAUGUCAUUGAUGUGCUUUUAAAGUGCCAGUGUUUUUCUAUACAGAUGCACGAUAAGUAUCAGCGAUUCCAUUAAUUAUGAAAACAGAGUGAGAAAAAUCCUUGGUACAUGUAUUAGAAUGUCAACAGACUCGUUUUAGAUAGAUUCUUACUUUUAUAGAUUGUACUGAAUGGAUGCAUUUGUAACACUAAUAUUUGUAUUUUAUUAGGAUAACGAAUUAAGAAUUUUAUAAAAAAAUAAAAUAUAAAAAAUAA